AUGUCGCCAGGGUUCAGCUCGGAGUUUCAGUUGGGUUUGCAAACCAUUGUUGCUGCCGACGCAGAUCAUGACAGCAUUUUACACCUUAUUUCCUCUGUAGACGAAGUAAGUAGAUUUCCUUAUGACUUUGUUAAUAUACCUAAAGAACCUUCUCAAGCAUUUAACCCCAUUAAAGAGGAUUCUUUGGACCCUCAAUCGGUCAAUUCCUCCACCGCUCCCGAUGGCGGCGCAGCUUGCAGUGACAGCAGGAACUUGAACGAACCACAGCUGAAACAGUCUUCUUCUUUUUCUUCUUAUGACGAAUCAAAUUAUUUUCCAGAUCGGCAAUUUCGUGGGGAAGUUGGAGGAAGCGAUGCAAAUGGUGUUGCAGAUCCACCGCACCGCGAAAUAAUUUCACGUUUUUAUCGUCUCAAGACAGUCACCCACCCUCACCUCUGCACGUACACGAACAUCUUACGGUCAAAGAGGCGUCUAUAUAUUGUAUCUGAGCAUUGGUCUCUCUCUCUUCAGGAUAUAAUUGAUGCAUGGAACAAGGAAAGCAGUGCAAUUAUUAACAACAGCGACCCUAAGGAAGCUGCUUUCCUUGAAGGUGCUGCAGAAAGCGAAGGUCUACCUGCUGUAUCUGAAUCCAAGAUAGAUUCUUCUUCUUCCUCCUCCUCUCCAUGUCUAAGAUGGGAUAUAGAAAAGUUGCAAUUCUUGGCAACUGUUGCUGCACAGACCCUUACUGCCUUGGCGCACCUGAAUAGCCUGGGUCUUUCUCAUAACAGAUUACAGCCAAGGACGAUCCGCCUUGAUGCCCACGGCAAUGUACGACUAAGCGAAUGGGGUCUUUCUUACCUAACAGAUGGAGGAAGAUUGGCUCCUUCAGCUGAUCUAUACUCCCCUUUCUGCUUCCUUGCUCCUGAACAAGUUCUUGCAGGGCCGGAGGUCCUCUCUGCUGCUCCUGUCUGUACAAAGCACGAUAUAUGGACUCUUGGUGCAAUUCUUAUGCACAUUCUGCAGCCCCCUUGGCCGGUAUGGCCUUAUCCUCUUGACCUUGAAUCCAACAACAACAGCAGCAGCAGCAACAGCAACAAGAACAACAACAACAACAGCAGCAGCAACAGCCGUAGCAGCAGCAGUAGUAGUUGUUACCGCUGCAACAGUGACAACCGCAGCGCCUCAUCUGCAGAGAGCGACGCCUUGCACUCUUCCUCCUGUACAUCUUGUGAUGGUCUUUCUCCUUCUUGUGUUAGUAAGAUAAAGGCGCAGCAAGCAACAGAAAAUAAGAAGAAAAGAUCCAAUUCCUCUAUCCAAUUGGUGGAGGAGGCCCUAAGAAAUAUAACACAAUUAGUAUUAUUUAGUACCCUUGGCUUAGACUAUCAGGUGCUGCUGCCAUUAAGUCAUGCUGCUGCAGCAGAAGGUACAGAAGAAGAAAAGGUACAAUUUCCUCCUGCACCUACAGCCUCUGCCUUCGGUACAGAGCUCUCUUGUUGGCUGCUGCAGCGCAAAUCGUCACUUCUUUCCUUAAUGCAGAAGGCAAUUGGCUCCCCUUGCUACAUGAUUCCUCCUCGUGCUUACAGAGCAGCAAUUGCUGCUGCAGCGGGUAGAGGAGUAACAAAUAAGACGAAGGCGAGUAGCGCCUCUGAAGAAUUGGCCACUCCUGGUGCGGACCCUACUCAGCAGGCCAGUGUUGCCACGAGGGUCCCUCCUGAGACAGCAGCAACAGCAGCAACUACAGCAGCAACUACAGCAGCAGCACCAUCAGGAUCCUUAAAGGAAACAGAAUUGCUUCUGCUGCAGCGGUGUAUUGAAGGAUUCACUCAGUGGCUGUCUGGGAAGUAUUUAUGCCACCAUCAGCACUUCUGUUGGGGGCGGCUGCUUUCCUUAGACCAGAAGCAAGCAGCAGCAGAAGUGGCAGCGACAGGGGAAGCAGCAGAAACAGAAGCGGCAGGAACAGCAGCGGCAGAAACAACAGCAGUAGCAGCAACUGGAGGUGGAGCAACAGAAGCCUCAAUGGGAGCAGAAGAAGCAGAAACAGAAGAGGGAGCAGGAACAACAGGAACAGGAGCAAGUGCAGAAUCUGGAUCCUGCAGGUCCAAGACAGAAACAAAAUUGAAUUAUACAGAGGAGGAGAGGAAUCGUCUAUUGGAGGAGAUAGAGAAGAUGCAGGAGGUACUGAGGGCGUGCUUGACAGUACACCCCACCAGUAGGCCAACUGCAGCAGAACUGCUGUCGCUGCAGUGGCUGCAGAGGACUCAAAGGGAGCAGCAGCUCUGGUGUACCAGGGGAGCAGAAUCUCUUGGCUGGGUCGCCCAGCUGAGGGUGGAGGAGGAGCUGCAGCGAGUCCUCAACGAACCAGAGAGAGAAGACGAUGGUGCUGCUGCUUCUGCUGGUGCCCUGCCUUGGCUGCCGUAUUCGCGGCUGAGUCCUCCCCGUAGCACCUUGGAUUUGCUGGUGCUGCACCACAACAUCGGGUUGGAGGAGAUUUUCUACUGGUGGGAGUUACAGGGGGGAGACGUACAUGGGGCAUUGGCUGCUGCAGGCGCAUUUCGACCAGUUCCUUGCCUCUUUCUGCUUCCUCUUUGCUGCCUCCGUGCCUCAAACCAGGGCCAACAAGAGGCAUACAGGGGGGCAGGAGAGGGAGCAGCUCCACAGAGCCUGCAGAAGCGGCCAUUCUUGGUACGAGUUGAAUUUUUGGCUGCUUUUGCUGGCUGCUGGGGAAGAGAAGACGAGGGAUUCGACGACAAAGAGGAAAGAAGUGAUCAGUUUGGUGACAAGGAUGAGACAGGGAGGGCUGGCAAUGCAAGCCACCAACCUAUGUGUGGUUGUACAUGCUCCGGAGUUUUGCAUGCAGCAGCAGACACGUUAGGAGGCAGCGUUGGUGAAACGCUGCAGCAGCAGCAGCAGCAGCGGUCUUCCUGCCAGUCAGAAACCAGCAGCGCCACAGAGGAAAGUGGCACCUCCGGCAGCGGCUUACAAGGAUACCCCGUUGGUUCUGCUGCUGGUGUUGCACCCGACACAAAGGGCACCAUGCGGGGCGACUCUGCAGCGAGACAAACAGAACCAAGAACAGCUGCAACCGCAGCAGCAGCAGCAGCAAAGGAUGGAGAUGACGCCUUCUUCGUCACCGGCUUUGCUCAGGGCAAGAGCUGGAGGGAGGUUCAACUCUGGAAGGAAGGGGAUCUCAACGUCGUUGGUGUAUCUCUAGAUGAAACUGUCCGCGCGCUGCAAGAGGCGGACCGAUUCCCUGUCAGUCAAAUGCUGGAGAUUUGGGCAGCUCUUUUGGGGGUUAAUUAUGUAGGUGUCCUGCACGCAACGCGAUUCAUCUACGACGAGGCAGCCGGUUCUUUGGGCCCUGCUGCUCUGGAAGCCUUGCAGACUAGCGGAUUCUCACAGUACCACGAGUACCACGACUUGCUGGGUAGCAGCGAAGGCCGGCGGCGGCUGAUGACUUUAGUUGGAGUCACUCUGCAGAGGAAUCCGCUGUAUGUUUCGGUGCGGGGUAUGGACGCAUUGGCUGCCCCGUUGCUGUUGCUGUUUUAUGAGCAAGAGAACGUUGCCCUGGCAUGUCUGGAGAAGCUUCUGCAGAACUUCCAACAGCAUCUGUUCUCAGCGGACAGCGCCGCUUUCCUCAAGCGGCAACUCAUCACUUCCAACCGCUUACUCGCCUUUCUUGACCCACAGCUGGCCCUCCAUAUGAACAGACUAGGUCUGCACUCAGAUAUGUAUGCACUGUCAUGGCAUUUGACUCUCUUCUCUCAUGUUUUGCCACUGCAGCAGCUGCUGCUGCUGUGGGACACGCUGCUGCUGCAGCCACCGACCUUCGUGCAUUUUCUGACGGUCUGCGUGCUGCACUUCCUGCGGGUUCCUUUGCUGGGUUUCUCUCCUGAUGAGGAGUCCACAGCGUUUCGAUUGCUUCAGGCGUCGUUUGAUUUUGUGAACAUCCCCGCCCUCUGCGCAGCAGCAGUGGCGCUGCAGAACGCAGUACCCUGGUCGAUCACCCUCUUGCGCUUUCCCCUUGAAGAGAUGACAGACUCUGAAGCCUCUUCUGCUGGAACCUCCAUUCCAGAGACCGCCAAGCACACACAGAACACCCAGGAAGAAAGACAUUCGACGCCGGGGGGUGGCCCCUUGAAACGACCUGUGGAAGCCGACGUAAGCACAACGCCUGUUUCAACUCCUGCGGCGGCAACCGUACAGGCAGGCACGAUACACUUACAGACACCAACAGCCAAUGAAGAUUCUGCGAGUGCGGCACAGGCUCGGCGACCGCCUGAGGCUCAGCUGUUUUUCAUUGGAGACACGGAGCAGUCUCCGGAGCAGCAGGAGGGGCCUGGGGUAUCGGGCAAGCAAAAUAGGGUAGAAAGUGCAGGUGCUACUUUAGGUCACUCCAGCAGCACAUCCACCCGUGACAACAGCAAAGCAAGCAGGUACGGAGAAACAGCAGCCGAUACGCCAGCAGGGGAAGCAGGAGAAGCAGAAGCAGCAACAGCGCGGAAAAGCCCUAGCUGGGGGACGAAAGCAUUGAUGCGAGUCGUGACUGGACCUGCUCUUAUUCUCCUUGGCCCUCCCCGAAAGCCAUCUGCAUCGAAGGCCUCCCCAACGCAGUCAGGAAGCAAAGAGGCUAAGAUGGGUUAUAUGUUUUCCUUCAAAGGGAAUACAGAGGAAAUGAAUCUUUUCGAAGAGGCACAGUGGGCCAAAGGAGCUAAAGAUUUGUCUGCUUUGCUUUUGCUUUAUGAAGUGAAACCGAAUGACCCCAUGGAAGCUCUAUAUUCCAGCGAACCGCUGGCGCCCCGUUGGUGGGAUAAGAUGAGCGAAAUGUCAUUUCUGGCGGCGACUUCUCCUGCGUGGUCGGCUGGGGAUGCCACUCAAGGUAUUGACACAGCAGAGAAAGGAGGGGAGGGCCUCGCGCUGCAACCUCCAUGUAUUGGGGUUGACGAGCUGUUGCGGUUUUACGAGGAAAGCGUUGUACUGGACAUUCGUCCUCGGGCUUCCUUUGAGUAUCUGCACCUUAACAAGGCAAUCAACGUCACUACCAAGGACGCUAGCGAGCUCAUUGGCCUGCUUAGAGAGGGGCAAAGAACACUGCCUGACACUAAAGGCAUACACCACCAAAUGCAAAAGUUUGGCUCCAGCAGUCGACCUCUCAUAAGCAAGAUGACCCGGGCUGCCUCUGGAGCUGCUUCUCUCGAGGCCUUCCAAGCAGUAACAGCAGAGGCGGUGCACUCUGCUGCUCCUUCAGGAUUUAGUGCUGCAGAAGCUCAAGAAGCAGCACACGGGAGAGCAGGGGCAGGCCAGGUGACGGCUCCUGUUCGUUUUAAGCCGUGGAUAUCGGCUACGAUGAGUCGCCUACCUUUAGUUGUUGUCGUAGGGGACAAGGAAGAUUGCGGGUCGGGCCUCGCAAGGAGGCUGCUCACCGCGGGGGUGGCUUGUGUGUGCGUUUUGCUUGGGGGCAUCGACGCCCUACAGUUCGACGCACCCAGUGACUUUCUCACCAGAAAAUACCGAAAAUGA
This is a messenger RNA of Eimeria maxima, 5496 nucleotides long. RefSeq names its product TBC domain-containing kinase (incomplete catalytic triad), putative. Gene Ontology annotation, cellular component: cytoplasm. The record is from RefSeq and is a predicted model, not a curated record. NCBI's taxonomy places the organism in Eukaryota, Apicomplexa, Conoidasida, Eucoccidiorida, Eimeriidae. Gene Ontology annotation, molecular function: ATP binding; protein serine/threonine kinase activity. The transcript is spliced from 8 exons. Gene Ontology annotation, biological process: protein phosphorylation. Bases 1 to 5496 code for a protein of 1831 amino acids.